Messenger RNA from Trichomonas vaginalis G3, 336 nucleotides. RefSeq lists its product as uncharacterized. Bases 1 to 336 code for a protein of 111 amino acids. The transcript has a single exon. NCBI's taxonomy places the organism in Eukaryota, Parabasalia, Trichomonadida, Trichomonadidae. The record is from RefSeq and is a predicted model, not a curated record.
AUGCGUCGAGGACGUCCCACAACUCACAAAAAGGCCAAGUGGAUAACAUAUCAUAGCGAAGAUGCGGAGGAGUAUUAUGAAUUGGAUGAGAAAGGCAGAAUAAUUAAAGAAAGAGUCAAGAUUCCAACGAAUCCACCAACACCUCAGUUCGAACACUUGAUUAAACCAAAUCAACCUGAGAUACUCGUACGAGAAGAAAAAGAUUUCAUUCCUCGUGUUAUUUUGCACUUCUUUAACAUGGCUUCUUUCCAGAGCUUUCCUAACAAUUUUAAAAAAUCACACCUUGGCAAUCUUAAUCAACCUAAAAUAGAUUUAUCAUUUCCAAUUUCCUUUUAA